This is a messenger RNA of Mustela erminea (ermine), 5273 nucleotides long. It is a transcript of the gene BMPR1A, whose product is annotated as bone morphogenetic protein receptor type 1A. Gene Ontology annotation, biological process: protein phosphorylation; dorsal/ventral pattern formation; cellular response to growth factor stimulus. The transcript has 14 exons. Lineage: Eukaryota; Metazoa; Chordata; Mammalia; Carnivora; Mustelidae. Gene Ontology annotation, cellular component: signaling receptor complex; plasma membrane. Gene Ontology annotation, molecular function: SMAD binding; transforming growth factor beta receptor activity, type I; ATP binding. The record is from RefSeq and is a predicted model, not a curated record. Bases 660 to 2261 code for a protein of 533 amino acids.
GCCGGCCCCCCCACCCUCCACCCCGUGCGAGUGUCGGCGGCGGCGGCGGCGGCGGCGGCUGCCGAGAUUGGAAUCCGCCUGCUGGCGCUCGACGGAGGAGGAGGGAGGAGGGCGGGGAGAGCGAGCAGGAAGGCUCGGACUUCGGGGCGUCCGUCCGCGCGAGACGAGGAUCGCACGGCCGCGCGAGGGGCGACCGGGCCGGGGCCGCUGCACGCCGAGGGCGGAGGCCGAGCCGGGCCCCCGCCGCGCCCCGGCGGCUCGCCGCGCCCACCCCGCUCCGCGCCGAGGGCUGGACGAUGAGUUCCCCGGGGGCCGGAUUUAUGAAAAUAUGCAUCAGUUUAAUACUGUCUUGGAAUUCAUGAGAUGGAAGCAUAGGUCAAAGCAGUUUGGAGAAAACUGGAAGUACAGUUUUAUCUAGCCACAUCUCUGAGACUUUCCAGAAGACCUCAUUAUGAAUGUGUCACCCACCACAGAUUCUCACAGCAUAGCCUCCCAAGGCAGACAUUUUGGAAUCAAGAGAAAGCAGUGGAAGUUGAAGUCAUUGUCAAGUGAUUGAGACCUUUUGCAAGAAAAUCAUUUGGAUAAAAGUCAUUUAAAUAGUGACAUAACAGCACCAGUUAUUAGAGGUGACAGUAUAUAGGAAACAUUAAAAUUGAACAAUGACUCAGCUGUAUAUUUACAUCAAAUUAUUGGGAGCCUAUCUGUUCAUCAUUUCUUAUUAUGUUCAAGGGCAGAAUCUAGACAGUAUGCUCCACGGUACUGGGAUGAAAUCAGACUCUGACCAGAAAAAAUCAGAAAAUGGAGUAACCUUAGCACCAGAGGAUACUUUGCCUUUUUUAAAGUGCUAUUGCUCAGGACACUGCCCAGAUGAUGCUAUUAAUAACACAUGCAUAACUAAUGGGCAUUGCUUUGCCAUCAUAGAAGAAGAUGACCAGGGAGAAACCACAUUAGCUUCAGGAUGUAUGAAAUAUGAAGGAUCUGACUUUCAGUGCAAGGAUUCACCAAAAGCCCAGCUACGCCGGACGAUAGAAUGUUGUCGGACCAAUUUAUGUAACCAGUAUUUACAACCUACACUGCCCCCUGUUGUCAUAGGUCCAUUUUUUGAUGGCAGCAUUCGGUGGCUGGUUGUGCUCAUUUCUAUGGCUGUCUGCAUAAUUGCGAUGAUCAUCUUCUCCAGCUGCUUUUGUUACAAACAUUAUUGCAAGAGCAUCUCAAGCAGACGUCGUUAUAAUCGUGAUUUGGAACAAGAUGAAGCAUUUAUUCCAGUUGGAGAAUCAUUAAAAGACCUUAUUGACCAGUCACAGAGUUCUGGUAGUGGAUCUGGGCUACCUUUAUUGGUUCAGCGAACUAUUGCCAAACAGAUUCAGAUGGUUCGGCAAGUUGGUAAAGGCCGGUACGGAGAAGUGUGGAUGGGCAAAUGGCGUGGUGAAAAGGUGGCAGUCAAAGUGUUUUUUACCACCGAAGAAGCUAGCUGGUUUCGAGAAACGGAAAUCUAUCAGACUGUGCUGAUGCGCCAUGAAAACAUACUUGGUUUCAUAGCAGCAGACAUUAAAGGUACAGGUUCCUGGACUCAGCUCUAUUUGAUUACUGAUUACCAUGAAAAUGGAUCCCUCUAUGAUUUCCUGAAAUGUGCUACACUAGACACCAGAGCCCUGCUCAAGCUGGCUUAUUCGGCUGCCUGUGGUCUGUGCCAUCUCCACACAGAAAUUUAUGGCACCCAAGGAAAGCCUGCAAUAGCUCAUCGAGACCUAAAAAGCAAAAACAUCCUCAUUAAGAGAAAUGGAAGUUGCUGUAUCGCUGACCUGGGCCUUGCUGUCAAAUUCAACAGCGACACAAAUGAAGUUGACGUACCCUUGAAUACCAGGGUGGGUACCAAACGCUACAUGGCUCCGGAAGUGCUAGAUGAGAGCUUGAAUAAAAACCAUUUCCAGCCCUACAUAAUGGCCGACAUCUAUAGCUUUGGCCUGAUUAUUUGGGAAAUGGCUCGUCGUUGUAUCACAGGAGGGAUAGUAGAAGAGUACCAGUUGCCAUAUUACAAUAUGGUGCCCAAUGAUCCAUCAUACGAAGAUAUGCGUGAGGUUGUGUGUGUCAAACGUUUGCGGCCAAUUGUGUCCAAUCGGUGGAACAGUGAUGAAUGUCUACGAGCAGUUCUGAAGCUCAUGUCAGAAUGCUGGGCCCACAAUCCAGCCUCCAGACUUACAGCUCUGAGAAUCAAGAAGACCCUUGCCAAGAUGGUUGAAUCCCAAGAUGUAAAGAUUUGACAGCGAAACAAUCAUGAGGAGAAAUUCUAGAUUGCAAGAACUGUUUUCACCCGAGGAACGGGUGGAAUUAGAGUAGAAUAAGGAUGCUAACUUGGUUCUCAGACUCUUCCCUCACUACACCUUCACAGGCUGCUAAUAUUAAACCUUUCAGUACUCUGUAGAAUAACAAGCUGGGAACUUCUAAACACUUCGUUCUUUAUAUAUGGACAGCUUUAUUUUAAAAUUGUGGUUUUUGAUGCCUUUUUUUUUUAUUGGGUUUUUAUGAACUGCAUCAAGGCUUCGAUCCUGAUUAUUAAUGUCUCCAGUUAAACUCUGGGUACUGAAUUUCCUGUUCAUAAAAUGGUGCUUUCUGUGAAAGCCUUAAGAAGAUAAAUGAAUUCAGCAGAGAUGGAGAAAUACACAUUUUUGCCUUCUACCUGAGGAAAAUUAAUCUGUUUGUGUUCUGCCUUUGUAAACAGCCUAUGGAUUAUGAUCUGUUCGGGGUACUACUUAGUUUAUGAUAGUUUGUCAUGCUUUGAUAUUGUUGGUGUGUGUAUGAGCACACAUGCACACACCAGGAUUCCUCUGCUGCCGUUUGAAUUAGAAGAAAAUAAUUUGUGAAUGCACAGGAAGAUGUUGGUGGCUGUUGGUUUUGUGCUUUAAAAAAUGCAUUAUCUGACCAAGAUUCUCCAAUCACAUAAAAGCCAUUUAUUUACCUUGCAAGUGAGCUAGCUUCUCUGCCAACUUGAUAUUUUAACAUAAAGGCCAAAAGAAGUUCAAAGUGUCUGUAAAUUUGGACUGCUUUCCUUUCAUCGCCAUCUUUUUCUUCCUUCUUUCCUUCCGCUCUUCUCCCCUCUCCUCUCCCCCCACCUCCCUUCCUCCCUUCCUUCUCUUUCUUUUUCUUUUUGGUAAUUCUUUCUUUUGUCAUGAAAAGCAUCUUAUCCAAAGUUGGAACUUCCGAUGCCAUGAACCUUCUAAAGAAAACACUUCUUAUUGAAGUGAAUUACUAAUUACUGCAUUUGAUAGCAAUGUAAGUGCCUAUAAUCGUGUUCUAUAUUCUUUAUUCUCAGUAACUUUUAAAAGGGAAGUUAUUUAUAUUUUGUGUGUAAUAUGCUUUAUUUGCAAAACACCUUCUUUACAACCCAUAUUUUAUAUAUGUACACACAUUGAUACUGUAGAAACCGGCUCUCAUGUGUACCUCAUAUCCCAUUCUUAAGGGAAGAAAAUGAAAAGAUCAUCAGAAAAAAAUGUUAUAAAGUAUAAGUACUUACAAAUUGUCAGAAUUAAUGCAUUCAGAGGAGUAUAUCAAAUCUGGGCUCAGGCAUAUACUUUCAUUAGAUGUCAUCAUCUCAAUUUUUCUUUAUGAAAGGAUCCUCCAGUUAGAAAUUUCUAUAUCAGAGCUGAUAUAAACUUAUCAACAGCUGUUUGGGGCAUUUAAAUCAUUUGAAAUUUUUGGUUUUAUGAUUUCUGUUCCAUAACUUGUGAAGACAAUGAAGAGUCAGGCAAAAAAGUUCAGUAUCUAUUCAUUACCUGUAUUUAUACCAUAUAGCUGUUAUUCAAUAAAAUGCUACAUAUUUUAUGGAUGCCACGUUAUCCCAAGGAAUAAUUCUGAUUUACUUAAACUUACACUUCUCCAAUGCCUUCUAAAUAUUGUCUUAUCCUGAGCGAAGAACUCAUAGGUACAUAAAGUGAAGCAGUUUUCUUUGAAUGUAACAUAAAAUAAAUGUGAUUAUAUCACAACAUAGUUAAAAAUCUUUAAAGGGGAGGAAUCAGAGUGUGUACCAUCCAUUACCAAAAGCCUGACUGGCAUUUAAGGAUGAAACUCUUAACGGUAUUUACAAAUCAGACUUCACAGUUUUGAAAUCUGCUUUCAUGGUCUUUGACUAAGUUUAGUAAUUUUCAUCUAACAUAAUUAAAGUUUGAUGUGUUGAGGAAAAUAAGUAAAUGUAGAUAUUGAUAGUACCCAAUAACGUGUUCUUUCAGAAUUUCCUCCCUUAUAUUGAGAGAGAGUCUAAUCCAUGUUGCUUUGUGAUUUAAGAACACUUCUGAGCUCUGAUCUUAAUCUAAGGUUUAUCUUGCUUUAUUUUUUAUUGGCCAAAUUAUAAGUCCUGAACAUUAUUUGUCAACUUAAUAGCAAAGAACAUAUGUAAAGAAAGGCAAACUCUGUUCUUAGAAAUGUUGAAGUAGUAUGUGGAAGCAAUUACAUAUGCUCUUCUUGAGUUCAGAGCAAAAAUGUAAUACAACUUUUAAAAAGAAUCCUGUAUCUCUUAAACUGGCUCAAGAUCAAAUUUGAUAAUAACUUAUUCCAGGCAAGAUUUUAUAAAUUAAAUCACUUGUGUUUCUUCUCAUACAUGUUGUCUUUCUACUGCAGAACGAAAUAAUCUCAACAGAAAUACUAAUAGAUUUUUUAUAAAAAAAAAAAAAGAUUGUUGCAGCUCUUACACUGUUUAAAGGGGUACUAUUUAUUUGCGUGGGUCAGGUGUUAAAAUAGGGUGGUAGUUCAUUCAUCAUCUUGCCUCAGUGCUAUUAUGAGAGUCACUGUGAAAACUGCAAAGAACCGACAUGUUCAGGAAGACCGAAUUAAAUCUCGGGCAGCAGCAUACAAAGCCACAUGUAAUGAUCGUCCCAUAAGGAAAGUAUGUGAAUACUGCUUUGCAAAGGAUUAAAUAUUGUAAUUUUAGCUCGUGCUCUGUACUAUGCUUCCAGUGGAAUUAUUUAAGCCCUUUUAGUGACCAUUGUCCUUGCCCAUUUAAAAACUAAAAUGUAGUAUAUAUUGUAUAAAAUGAAAAUAUCAUUAUAGCUUAAUUAGGGAAGUUGUACAUAGACAUUGAAAGAAGGGUUAAAAACAGUUUUAUUAUGCAAUUGUAAAACACCAAAAAUACAGAUUCAUCUUUGAUAUGUAACACACUAAAUGUAUUUUGUACAGCAUCUGGUUUAAAAGGUGCCUUAUUAAGUUUACCAUUAAUUGCUUUGUUCUAUAUAUAGAUUACAUCCAAUGUAUCAUUUUUAAGUAAAUAACCUUAUUUUAGUAUA